CCGCCCCGAGAGCAGGGGACAGCGGACGAGCAGCGCCCCGCAGGAGUCCUCGGCCCUGCACGGCCCGGCCCGGCCCGACCCAGGGUGCAGAGCUCCACAUUGCUCUCAUCUCCUUGUGAGUGGGAUUGGCACCUCAGCUGCAUUUCCUGCCCAGACUGCUCCAGCAGGUAUCGACAAGCUCGGGCCGAGAGCCUGCGGUACCAGAAUUCUGGGUACUCAAGGACUCACACGCAGAUAAAUAAAACCGCGGAGUUGAAGGAGGGCCCAGGCAUGGAAGAACUGAUAUGGGAGCAGUAUACCGUGACCCUACAAAAGGAUUCCAAGAGAGGAUUUGGAAUUGCAGUGUCCGGAGGCAGAGACAACCCCCACUUUGAAAAUGGAGAGACAUCGAUUGUCAUUUCCGAUGUGCUUCCAGGUGGACCAGCCGAUGGCCUGUUACAAGAAAAUGACAGGGUGGUUAUGGUCAAUGGCACCCCCAUGGAAGAUGUGCUCCAUUCAUUUGCUGUCCAACAGCUGAGAAAAAGUGGGAAGAUCGCUGCCAUUGUAGUCAAGAGGCCCAGGAAGGUGCAGCUGGCCCCCCGGCAGGGCAGCCCAGCAGUCAUCGAGGAUGAGCGGGCAUUUGAGGUGCUGGAUGAGUUUGAUGGCCGGAGCGCGCGCAGUGGGUACAGCGAGCGCAGCCGGCGCAGCAGCCGCGGGGAGCGCAGCCGCAGCUGGGAGGACAGCCCGGAAAGGGGACGCCACCGCGAGCGCAGCAGAGGGCGCAGCCUGGAGCGUGGCCUGGAUGAGGACGACUAUGGGCGGGCGCGGGCGCGUGAGCGCAGCCGGGGCCGCAGCCUGGAGCGCAGCUUGGACGAUGAUGGCUAUGGGCGGCCCCGUCACUGUAGUCGGGGCCGUGUCCUGGACCGCGACUACAGCCCGGAGGGCGACUAUGUCCGCAGCGUGCAGCCAGAUACCCGCUAUCAGGCCUCCCGCAGCCGUAGCCGGGAGCACCUGCACUCCCGCAGCCCCAGCCCUGAGCCCAGGGCCCGAGUGGACCAUGCGGGCCCGGAGGACACAGACAGGCCCAUUGGUGUGCUCCUGACGAAGAGCAAAGCCCACGAAGAGUAUGGUCUCCGGCUUGGGAGUCAGAUCUUCAUAAAGGAAAUGACCAGAACAGGUCUCGCAACUAAAGAUGGCAACCUGCAUGAAGGAGAUAUCAUUCUCAAGAUAAAUGGAACUGUAACUGAGAACAUGUCUUUAACGGAUGCUCGGAAACUCAUAGAAAAGUCAAGAGGCAAACUUCAGCUAGUCGUGCUGAGAGACAGCAAGCAGACGCUCAUUAACAUCCCUUCACUCAAUGACAGUGACUCCGAAAUAGAAGAUAUCUCAGAAAUAGAAUCAAACCGGUCAUUUUCUCCAGAGGAGAGGCGGCAGCAGUAUUCCGAUUAUGACUACCAUUCUUCCAAUGAGAAGCUGAAGGAAAGGCCAAAUUCAAGGGAGGACGGGAGCAAGUGGUCCAGGAUGAGUGCCACCCCCACGCCAUUCAAGUCCAGUGGGGACCUCGCCGCUGCAGGUGGCCCCGAGCCCAGCAAGGAACCCCCAGUUCCUCAACCAAAGGCUGCUCCAAGAACUUUUCUUCGGCCCAGUCCUGAGGAUGAAGCAAUAUAUGGACCCAAUACCAAAAUGGUGAGGUUCAAGAAGGGCGACAGUGUGGGCCUUCGGUUGGCUGGUGGCAAUGAUGUCGGGAUCUUUGUGGCUGGCAUUCAGGAGGGGACCUCAGCAGAACAAGAAGGACUUCAAGAAGGGGACCAGAUUCUGAAGGUGAACACGCAAGAUUUCAGAGGGCUGGUUCGGGAAGAUGCUGUUCUCUACCUGUUAGAAAUCCCCAAAGGUGAAAUGGUGACCAUUCUAGCUCAGAGCCGAGCUGAUGUAUAUAGAGACAUCCUGGCUUGCGGCAGAGGCGACUCCUUCUUUAUAAGAAGCCACUUUGAAUGCGAGAAGGAGACCCCACAGAGCCUGGCCUUCACCAGGGGCGAGGUCUUUCGAGUGGUGGACACUCUGUACGAUGGCAAGCUGGGCCACUGGCUGGCCGUGAGGAUCGGAAACGAGUUGGAGAAAGGCUUAAUUCCCAACAAAAGCAGGGCAGAACAGAUGGCCAGUGUUCAGAACGCCCAGAGGGAUAACGCUGGGGACAGAGCAGACUUCUGGAGGAUGCGUGGCCAGAGAUCUGGCAUGAAGAAGAACUUGAGGAAGAGUCGCGAGGACCUCACAGCGGCUGUGUCUGUCAGCACCAAGUUCCCAGCUUACGAGAGGGUUUUGCUACGAGAAGCUGGCUUCAAGAGACCUGUGGUACUGUUUGGUCCCAUAGCAGAUAUAGCUCUGGAAAAGUUGGCAAAUGAACUACCUGACCUGUUCCAAACUGCUAAAACGGAACCAAAAGAUGCAGGCUCCGAGAAAUCCAGCGGGGUGGUACGUUUAAAUACAGUGAGGCAGAUUAUUGAACAGGACAAGCAUGCUCUAUUGGACGUGACUCCCAAGGCUGUGGACUUGUUGAAUUAUACUCAGUGGUUCCCGAUUGUGAUUUUUUUCAACCCAGACUCUAGGCAAGGUGUCAAAACCAUGAGGCAGAGGUUGAAUCCAACAUCCAACAAAAGUUCUCGCAAGUUAUAUGAUCAAGCAAACAAGCUUAAAAAAACGUGUGCACAUCUCUUUACAGCUACAAUCAACCUCAGUUCAGCCAAUGAUAGCUGGUUUGGCAGCUUGAAGGAUACAAUUCAGCAUCAGCAAGGAGAAGCAGUAUGGGUCUCUGAAGGAAAGAUGGAAGGGAUGGAUGAUGACCCUGAAGACCGCAUGUCCUACUUAACCGCCAUGGGCGCGGACUAUCUGAGUUGCGACAGCCGCCUAAUCAGUGACUUUGAAGACACGGACGGGGAAGGAGGCGCCUACACUGACAAUGAGCUGGACGAACCAGCUGAGGAGCCUCUGGUGUCGGCCAUCACUCGCUCCUCGGAGCCGGUGCAGCACGAAGAGAACAUAAGGAAGCCCAGCCCAGAGCCCCGAGCUCAGAUGAGGAGGGCUGCUAGCAGAGAUCAACUUAGGGACUAUAGCCCACCCCCAGCAUUCAAGCCAGAGCCGCCCAAGCAGAUGAAACCACAAGUCAGAGAAGACUCCUUUGACUACUCCAGAUCCCAGGAGUACAGGUCAAGCCCCUCAGCCAUGACUGGCAAUGAAAUUCUGGGGGCCCCUGCCAAAGGGUGUCCACCCCCUGUUGCCAUGAAACCUGCCCUCGGACGCUCCAUCCUGAAGCCUUCCACGCCUGUGCCCCCUCCAGAGAGUGAGGAGGCUAGGGAGGGCAGCGAGGAGCCGGACAACACUCCCAGGUCUGUCCUGGGCAAGGUGAAAAUAUUCGAGAAGAUGGAUCACAAGGCAAGGUUGCAGAGAAUGCAUGAGCUGCAGGAAGCACAGAAUGCAAGGGUUGAAAUUGCUCAGAAGCACCCAGAUAUCUAUGCAGUUCCUAUCAAAACACACAAGCCAGACCCCUGCCCUCCCCAGUACUCAAGAGUCCCUGAGCCACAGAAAGUUCCUUCCAGAUCCUAUCAGGAUGCCAGAGGAAGUUAUGGCAGUGACGCUGAAGAGGAGGAAUACCGCCAGCAGCUGUCAGAGCACUCAAAGCGCGGGUACUACAGCCAGCCCUCCCGAUACCGGGACACAGAGCUAUAGAUGCUUAGGAAUAGACUCCUCUGUGCCAGCUGCUGCCACCUCAGAGUCACAGUCCUGCAGUGUCUUGGGUGGUUCUGGCUGGUGAAAAUGCACUGAGGUGGGCCCUGAGCUCCUGCUUCCUCCUGGGUUUGGUUGUGGAUGUGGGUGAGGGUAGUGCUCAGGACAACCCAUGCAAAUGAAGAAACUAAAGGCUCUGUUUGUGGGAUGGGAAUUUCUGACUUUCUACUCAGAACUAAGAGAAACACUACAGUCUGUACUGUUAGCUGCUCAGUGGACCAAACUUUGUAUUAAUUCUCUUUGCAUAUUUUAACAUGUAUAUUAUGAGGCGAUAACUACUUUUCCUCAUUAAUAACUGCCUUCAAGGACUGCUUCCACUUGAGGCAAUAUGAACAACAAAGAAAUACAGAACUGUCAGACUUAAUCUAAAAUCAGAGAAGUAUUUUAUUACGAGUUUAAGUGCCUUUGAUGAGAAGUGUCUUAAGUAUUUUUCUUUUCUUAAAGCUUUGUGCAAACUUACAGUGGACUGAACCUUUUUUUAAACCAGAACACUGCUCAACUCUGGCAGAUGGUGGUGCAGGGGAUUGAACCUGGGACUUUGGAGCCUCAGGCAUGAAAGUCUUUGCAUAACCAUUAUAUUAUCUACCCUCUGCCCUGUACUAUACCAUUUUGACAAAAUUUUAUACCAAUUUAGUAGCUAUGGUUUUCUCUGCACUGUGUCAUCUUUUCAAGGCAUUUGUCUUUGUAAUAUUUUCCAGAUAUUCUGACUGUAUAUAUAAUAGUAAUAUUUGGUAGUUUUAAUAGUAAUACACUGGUAGCUAGUGACCAGUGCUAAAUUGCUUAAAGACCAAGAGGUUGGUAUAGAUAUAUAUAUAUUUUUUUUUUUGUCUAAAAUUAUGUACUUCACAAAUGCAGAUACUUAAGAAAAAAAUGUUAUUUCCAAAAGUGUGCAUUGACAACCAUUUUAUAAUUUAAUAAAAGGAGAACAUUACAAUCAAUAA
Messenger RNA from Erinaceus europaeus (western European hedgehog), 4697 nucleotides. It is a transcript of the gene TJP2, whose product is annotated as tight junction protein 2. Gene Ontology annotation, molecular function: cell adhesion molecule binding. The record is from RefSeq and is a predicted model, not a curated record. NCBI's taxonomy places the organism in Eukaryota, Metazoa, Chordata, Mammalia, Eulipotyphla, Erinaceidae. Gene Ontology annotation, biological process: cell-cell adhesion; protein localization to cell-cell junction; positive regulation of blood-brain barrier permeability. The coding region runs from base 271 to 3699 and encodes 1142 amino acids. The transcript is spliced from 25 exons. Gene Ontology annotation, cellular component: bicellular tight junction; plasma membrane.